AUGUCGGGAGCCCGGAAAUGUCAAGCAGCGGUCGACAACGGCUCCGGUCUCUCGAUCCUACGCGAGCCGGGCUUGGCGAACGACGAUCAAGCCGGGCCAUGCUGCUUCAAUCCGACGAAAAAUUUAGUCUUCCGUCCCUCUCCUCCCCCCCAUCGCCCCUGGCGAUCGCCGCGCAGAUCUCACAGGACAUCAGGUAAUCUGAACUUUGGACUCGUUGCAGAUCCCCCGUCGUGGAACUCGGAGAGGGGGUCAGGUCCCUGUGAAGACGGGAAGUUUCUCCGUGCCAAGAAGUCCACGAUUGUGAUGGGACUUGUUGUGCCGCCCUCUGAACAGCCCGUCUUUGGCGACGGAUGCAGCGCAACUGCAGCGUCGCGCUGCGGAAUCUCGUCGAGAGAUUCGAUACACCUGCGAACAGCAUCGUAUUCGCGUUUGCGCUACUCUGGACAUGGAGAUGUUGAAAUACCCACUGUCCGAACGGCGGCCUCCUCAACUCCUCCAGAGGGUCGCAUUGGAUUUUUCCCUGUUCCCGAGCCCAUUCAGCGCCUCACGAUCCCGUGUCUCCGGUCCACCACCAAAGCCCAUCCCACGUCUUCCUUUGUGCAAGAUGUUGUCCUGAAACUCUACCGAAGUUCCUCUCCCUGGAACCCACGCACCACAGGAGUCCAACCCGCUGACUCUGCAACGCGGCGCAAGGGUAGCCCUGCUCACUCCGCCUUUCGAAAGUAUCUGGGCGAUCCUUCAGUUUUCAAGACACUGGUUGCGCGUUAUAGUGUGUGCAAUUGGUGGUACCAUUUUGACUAA
Messenger RNA from Colletotrichum lupini, 801 nucleotides. RefSeq lists its product as uncharacterized. The transcript has 6 exons. Bases 1 to 801 code for a protein of 266 amino acids. NCBI's taxonomy places the organism in Eukaryota, Fungi, Ascomycota, Sordariomycetes, Glomerellales, Glomerellaceae. The record is from RefSeq and is a predicted model, not a curated record.